This is a messenger RNA of Carassius carassius (crucian carp), 1735 nucleotides long. Its product is annotated as sialidase-1-like. NCBI's taxonomy places the organism in Eukaryota, Metazoa, Chordata, Actinopteri, Cypriniformes, Cyprinidae. The record is from RefSeq and is a predicted model, not a curated record. The transcript has 6 exons. Gene Ontology annotation, biological process: oligosaccharide catabolic process; ganglioside catabolic process. Bases 164 to 1315 code for a protein of 383 amino acids. Gene Ontology annotation, molecular function: exo-alpha-sialidase activity. Gene Ontology annotation, cellular component: membrane; lysosome; cytoplasm.
UGACUCUGACGUCACGCCGCGGUCAUGUGACUCUCUGGUUAAAGAUGUGAGUCGUGUGUUGUUGCCAUGUAGAUACUUCAGGAUUCACGAGUCUUAUUAAAGGAAAUACCAUAAUCAAGAAAUUCUUCAUAUCUGCACUGUUGUCGUUGUCUUUAUUGUAUCGAUGGAUUUUGUUCAACAGUUCGGAAUUGUGCUUAUAAUCGCGGUGUUUUCCGGCACUCGUGCAAACGAGCUUCAGAUCGAGCCGCUGAUAUACGAGGAGCAGCUGCUGUGGGUCGGCGGUGGAGCCGGUCAGGUCAACACUUACAGGAUCCCUCUGCUGACCUUCACGACACGUGGAAGUCUGCUGGCCUUCUCAGAGGCCAGGAAAUUCUCCUACAAUGACAUCGGUGCCAAGUUCAUCGCACUGAGACGCUCCACAGACAAAGGAGUCACCUGGUCUCCCACCUCCUUCAUAGUGGACGAUGGAUCUCUAGCAGAUGGGUUGACUCUAGGUUCGGUGGUUGUGGAUGAAGAGACUGGUGCUGUGAUACUCAUCUAUUCUCUGUGUUUCCACCGUUAUCACUGUGACCCCUCCAGCACCAUGAUGGUGCAGAGUCUGGAUGAUGGGUUCACCUGGAGCGCCCCACGAAACCUCUCCGUUGAGCUGGGGGUGAAGAGCUUUGCUCCAGGGCCUGGCUUCGGCAUACAGAAACGGUAUGCUCCCAAUGUGGGCCGUCUGGUGGUGUGUGGCCACGGAUCCAUUGCUGGCGAUGGGGUCUUCUGCAUACUGAGUGAUGAUCAUGGUGCAUCCUGGAGAUAUGGAGCUGCUCUGAAGAGCAUCCCUUACAACCAGCCUAAACAAGACCUGGACUUCAACCCAGAUGAGUGUCAGCCAGUGGAGCUGGAGGACGGAAGUAUAGUCAUCCAUGUGCGUAACCAGAACAAGUAUCACUGCCGCUGUCGAUUAAUAGUGCGGAGUCUGGACGGAGGCGAGACUCUUCCUGUGGAGGAGCUGGUGUUUGACAAAGGGCUGAUCGACCCGGCCGUCGCAGCCGGAGCCCUGCAGAAACAAGGAGUGAUGUACUUCACCAACCCCUCCAGCACUCAGCACAGGGUCAAUCUAACUCUUCGCUGGUCCUUCUCUGAUGGGAAGUCAUGGGAAAAGGAGGCUGUCCAGAUCUGGGCGGGGCCAAGUGGUUAUUCAUGUAUAACAUCACUCAAGGGAGAUUCUCCUGAGGACAACAAAUUCAUCUUCGUCAUUUACGAGAAGGGCCAUAAAGAUUACUGUGAGACCAUCUCUUUUGCCAAAAUCCAUUUAUAUGGAGGGAAAUAACCUACAGGUGGAGGAGCCAAGAAAAGGGAUAUUUAAGACUUUUAAAUUGAUUUUUUUUUCUUUUCUUUUUUUGAGAAAUCCAAGGUAGCAGCGUGAUGAAAAAUAAUUUUUAUCAUUUUUCUUUACAUUAAAUCUGGUCUAUACUAUGAAAUGCUUUUAUAUGAAUUUCACUCCGGAAAAAUAUUGAGGCAUCCUGCUUCAGUGUGAGAUUGAUUUAUACAGCAAUAUAAUGUAAAACCGCUAUGAUUUUACCCACGUUUUUUACCUGUCAGUGCACAAAACAUUCUAUAAUAUGUGUCUUGAAGUUCUCAUAACUUCUUUGUGCAGAUGGUGAGCUGCACAUGGGAUGCACAUGUGUUUUUUUGGGACCAUUUGAUGGGUUUUAAACUGCUCUUGCACCGUUUGUCUUUUUUUUUUUUU